AUGGUUGUCGUCAACAAGCGACUUUGCCUCCUUCUUCCUGCCUGCACACUUUACCAACUUCGCUUGCUUGCUCUCUCCAUCCCCUUCUCUACUUUCUCCACCGCUCAUGGCGCUGACGUUGCUCUCAUGACUCCCCAUCCGCGGCCCCCGACACCUUGCGACUAUGGACACUCUAACCAAAAUGCGACUCCCAUUCCUAUCCCCGACAUCAUCGUUGCCUUCCCCGACUCUCUGGAGGGCCCCAACUACUACGGCAACUACAACGACUUCUACUGCGGCUCUGAGUUCACUUCGACAUCGACAACAUUAUCUUCUCUCACGCGUCUUGGCUCUUUUCGCCGUCUCACUCGUAGCUCGUCAAGCUUAGGACCGAAAUCUGGGCAGAGGGGCCGCGCUUACAGCACCGGGGCAACGACCGGCCUUGGCGACUUUGCUGAAGCGGCCCGAGACGCCAUGGCCGAAAAAAGGAGGCCAUGGGGGCGGACAGGUUCUUUCCGAACCUCCGGGGUCGACUCCAGGCGUGCGCCACCGCCGCCUGAUGAUGACGAGCUCGAUGGCUAUGUCCCAUACCGCCCACCGUAUGUAUCACAGCCCACCCCAUCCACGAGCCAGCCCAUCGUGAUCAAGCCGUCGGGUGCCCAGGGGAUCGGCUUAGCCCCUAAGCGGACACCUCCUAAGCAUGGUCGCCCUCCGAUCUCAAAGAAACCCAGCUUUUUCCGCAAACUGCUGGGCACCACCCGCAACGACAGGUCCAAGUUGAUAUCAGCCUCAACGCCGUCUCUUAGCUUGCAGGAGAAGGGCGAUCGACCGCAUUACCACCAGCAUCAGCAUCAGCACUAUCAUUACCAACGACACGGACGGCAGCCUUCUCAGUCUUCAACGCAGUUCUAUCAAGCCAACACCUUCAACGGGAGACAUUACCAAACAAGGCGGCAUGACGCCCGAAACAUCCCUUCUGUCGGAACAGGAUUGUCCGGUCCUUCUGUUCUGUUUUCUCCUCUUACCCGCAACAGCAGUGUUCGCCACAGCGUUCGAAACGGAUCGACGGGCGGCUCGAACGUGAGCAAUCUGAACGUCGCGCUUCUGGGCGACUCCUCAAACAUGAACAUUCAGCCCUCAACGAACCACCAUCUUUACGCCAGCACGCCCAAUCUGAUCGAUAUGUCCGAAAAGCAGUCUCAACCUGCGCAUGACUGGCGACACACGAGAGAGCACAGGCGACCGGGAGCUAGCAUUUCCCACUCGCAAGCCCCAACGACGCCGCCCACGCGCAGGAGGUCAUUGCGCCGUGGUGACUCGACGUUGUCCCUGCACAGUGAAGGGUCGCGGUCUCGUUUGGCAGUUAGUACCAUGUGUGACGCCUUGACAUUCCCUCGACCCCGAAUGUACGCCCACGAAGUGACUCCCCCCGACUCCCCCACCGACGAUGAAGCCCUGAGCACUCAAGCCACUGCAAACAUCAACGAGUUCAAGCAGGCGAUGCACGCGACCGUGUCGCGGAAUACGGAGCGCGAAGAUUGGGCGGCUAUCACACGGCGACCAAGUGGCAGCAGCAUGCACCGCAAGAGCUCUAGCUGGAGCCGUGGGUCCGACUGCUCUCACUCGCAGCCUUCGAUCAUCAAUGGCCCCCCGUCCGCCUUCACGACGCCCAGAAAGCACAACCGCACGCCCUCUCGGGAACGUAGCCGCGAUCGAAGCGAGCGCGACUAUGGGGAGCGGAUCUACCCCCAGCGCACGAACUCUGUCGCGGGCUCGCUCAGGUCAUUCUUCAUUGGCUCUAGUAGUAAUGCGCACUCGGAAGACGACUUGCUCGGCGGCGGGGGCAGGCGAUCGCGUCCAAGCUCACGUAUGUCUUACAGUGACACUGAACAAAGUUCAAACCUGCAUUCGGGUCCAGUUCGACCCGGUUCUGCCUCUUCGGGGCAUAGCCUCACCAUCAUCGGCAGCUCGCGUGGACUGCCUAAGAGCACGAGUACGCCAUCUCUUGUGCCCCACAAGACGCCUAAGUCGACAGGCCAUACCCCGAGGAGGUCGAAGAGUCACCGGCACUCGCGACGUCAUUCUCGCAAUGAUUCGGGACCGCAGUAUGUGCCACCGCCUCCUGUCAUCCGUCAUGCUGGACCACCGCGCGCCUUCCAGUUCCACCUGCAAUCAGCUGCCAGGGCACACACUGGGGUAGUUACCAUUGGAGGGACUUCUCAGGAACGCACCACUCGACACUUCCGCCCUCCUCCACCCCCUCCAGUUUCAGCGCGUCCAGUUGAUUUCGCCCAGGCAAGAUUACGACGUCCGCAAUCAACAGAGCCUCCCGUGCAGCGCCGCAACAGGCCGCGUCGUUUAUCUUCUCCCGUCAACCUUGACCGCCCUCCUGUCCAGAUGGUCAGCAUCAAGGCUGCCCCAGAUGAAGAGAUUGGCGUGGCAAUCACGACCGAUCGUGAUCAGCCAUUACGUUCGCCUGUUCGCCGGCGUCUUGACGCCGAUGACGACUCCGCAUCGGCUCAUGCGCGGUACUUGGCAGCACGCCAGCAGCGGCAGAAUGCUUCUCUGCCCUCGCUUCUCUCGGAUGGUCCUGUCACUCCGACCGCUGAUCGCCAGGUCUUACCUCCUGCGAAGUCUCAGACAGGCUCUGGACCGUUCCAGUUCCAGUCUUCGACUUCUUCGGUCGUUCCUGUCUCGCCCAAGGAGCCUCGGCGAUCACUUGAGAGGAAGGACCGCUUCUUAUCCACCUCUGAUGUACCGCCUGUUCCUUCGCUCCAGGCCAGCUGGUACGCCGCGCACGCGCGGUCUCCGAGUACCCCGCCUCUAUCUACGCAGUCGGUGGUCAACAUCCCCGCUGAGACUGAAGUGGGCCCGUCUUCGCCCAUGAAAGUGGCUGGCAAGGGCUCUGAACGAGGAUCGAUUUUAUCCGAGAAGCCCAUACACACCCUCUCGACGCCGACUGCCUCUUCCUCUUAUCCUGAGUCGCCCACCGAAUCCUCGGUGCUUCAGUCUCUGGACUCGCCGACAAUUAGUCCCUUCGCGGACGUACAUCGCGCUCCAGCUUCUGCCCCGGCUAGGAUUCCUCCCCGCCGCGCCCCUCCAACACAUCCUCCGCCCCCUGCGCCGAUCUUCGCGCCUUCACAUUCUCGCAACAACUCCCAAUCGCGUUCAGGAUCGUCCUGGAAGUUCAAUGCCCCGUCUGUUUCGAGCGGAUCUCAGCACAGCCAGAAUGUGGUGACUCCCGCCCGUUCUAAGGCGAUGACCGCCAACAUGACGCCUCUGGGCUUCCUUGCCGCUUCCUCUCCGCCCAAAUCGACGCGUGAGCUCACCCCCGAGGAUCAGGAGCCUGCGAUGGAGGAGUCGCCGGAAGGCACUCAGCCACGAUCGGACACUCCGCCGCCGAAGCAGCGUGAGACGCUCAUGGACGAGUCGCCCACGCCCAUCAGGACGUUCCGAGUUCAGGCCCUCGCCCCUCCCCGACCUUCUCCCUCGGCUGCUGCGUCCUUCGCCGCUCAGCAGGCGGCCACCCCUGUUUCAUCGAGCCUUCCUGCUGCCCAACCCUCAUCACCGAUGGUUCCCCUCUCGCCCACAACCCCGCUCGGAAACCGCCUCAACAUGGGUUCAACGACUUCACUCGUGCCUGGGCCGGCUAUGCCGGACUCGCUUCCUGAUUCUUCGCCGCUCAUCGGUCAGGUAUCGCCGGUCUCGGUGUCGCAGCCUCUGGCUUCGCCCGCACCGGAGACCCCCACGUUUGGCGCGGAACGCAGUCGGUCAAACGACUCGAUCAGCACCACCACCUCCGUCGCUAUGCCUUCCCUCAGUGGCCGUACGCCGGAGAGCGCUGAGCGGCCCCCCGCUGCUGCUGCUGCCAUUCUCAAGCGGCGCGGUCAGGGGAGCCUUUCCAUCCAGACCAGCCCCUCUACCGACCGCAUCCGUCAGGACCAUCGUCAUCUGAGUGUUACCCGGUCUCUCACUCCUGACUCGAUUGCGAGGUCUAUUGCGGCCUCGGAAAUGAGCGAAACUACUCUUCCUGACCUCUUCCCUCCACCCGAGGAGUCAGAAGCCUCCCACUACUCGUCUGCCAUGGAGGACAGCGGUUCUGUGGACACUCAUGAUCCCGCGCCUGAGGAGUUUUUCACCCCCACCAUCGAGGAGCAACAGCCAAUGUUCCCGGACUUCCGCCUGUCUUCCAUCGAGCUGGCCCUCGAGCCGUUCCCUGAGCCUCCAACACCAGCUGAACGUGAUCGGCCCUUGCCUCCUCUGCCUGCUCUCGGAACACGGAGCGUUCUUGGCAUUUCCAACGCCACUCCAGGUCCAAGCCGCCCGUCUACCGCUCGUGCCCAAUCCUCGGGCGCCGUUACAACCCUUAGUCAAAAGAGCUCUAAUCAGUCUAUUCGCUUCGCAGCCUCUGUGAAGCAGCAGGAAGAGAAGCGCUCCGUCUCGGGACCGAGGGAAGUCCUCGAGAACCUGCUGCACACUCCCCGUGCGCUCUCACGGCGCAGUUCUGGCCACUCUACUGCGCACUCGACUGCAUUUGAGUAUGACAAGCGCAGCUCGCUCGCCUCGCUGUCAUCCGGGAGUGAGGGCUCCAUGCGCCCUAGUUUGGAUGGAGACUUUAACGGAUUGUUCUUCCGAGCUCCCCCUGUCCCUGCGCCACUUGGCCAUCCUUUCAACCGCAACUCCCAGCACUCUCAGAAGCGGCUGUCCGCAUCAUCUUCGGCUUCAGGUUCUGUCAUUGCUCCUCUAGCCUCUGUCAAGCGGACCCCUGUCAUCGAGCAGUUGAACGAGCCUCGCUCGGCCAUCACUGACUCGCCUUUCGUCGGAGGCAGCGAGGGCACUCCCGAGUUGCGCACUCCCCUUACAGGCGAUCCCCAUUUUGGUCGCACGCUUCCUACGCCUCCUCAUCCGCCUUCGCCCCGAGCUUCUCCCCCCAGGGUGACGCUCGACAUGAGUGUGCUCGAAAGUCCGCCACGAACCACCUCAUAUGAGCCACGCGGCGAAAUCGACAUUAGCGCCUCACCUGUUCCCGCUCCCGCCCGCCAACUAGACGAGCACUCGUGGAUCACCGAAUGCUAUCCCAGCAGUCUGCGGUAG
Trichosporon asahii var. asahii CBS 2479 is the source of this 5073-nucleotide messenger RNA. RefSeq lists its product as uncharacterized. NCBI's taxonomy places the organism in Eukaryota, Fungi, Basidiomycota, Tremellomycetes, Trichosporonales, Trichosporonaceae. The record is from RefSeq and is a predicted model, not a curated record. The coding region runs from base 1 to 5073 and encodes 1690 amino acids. The transcript has 3 exons.